Messenger RNA from Magnolia sinica, 486 nucleotides. RefSeq lists its product as uncharacterized. NCBI's taxonomy places the organism in Eukaryota, Viridiplantae, Streptophyta, Magnoliopsida, Magnoliales, Magnoliaceae. The record is from RefSeq and is a predicted model, not a curated record. Gene Ontology annotation, biological process: DNA integration. The coding region runs from base 1 to 486 and encodes 161 amino acids. Gene Ontology annotation, molecular function: nucleic acid binding. The transcript has a single exon.
AUGUUCAAAGAUGUUAUAGAUUAUGCGAAGAGAUGCCAUGAGUGUCAGAUUCAUGGAGACGUCAUACAUGCUCCUCUUGAAGACCUUCAUCAAUCAGUAGCCUUCGGGGGACUUGAUGUCAUCGGUCCCAUAAAUCUGCCUUCAGCUAAAGGAAAACAAUAUAUACUAGCAGCGACGGAUUAUUUCUCCAAGUAUAUAGAGGCGAUUGCAUCACGCAAUGUCAAAGAGAAGGAUAUUGUUAAUUUCAUCUUACAUGCAAUAAUAUAUCACCACGAUAUCCUAAAAAGAAUAAUCAUAGAUAAUGACACCUCUUUCAAGAAUAGGGGUAUGGAGAAGUUGUGUUUAAAGUUCAAUAUUCAUCACUCAUUUUUAACACCUUUCUAUCCACUAUCCAAUGGAUUAGCACAUGCAUUCAAUAAGAUGAUUGUGAAAAUACUGAAAAAGACGGUGAUAGGAAAUAAGCGUGACUGGGAUGAGAAGCUGUAA